AACUUGCCAUUAAUCUUAAUUGCACGGGUGAAUUUUUAUUAUGGCUAAAAUAAAAAAAGAAAUUGCGCGCUACAAAAUAAAUCAUUCCAACGGUUUGUAGUAACCCCGGCAGGUACUCACCAGACGAUCCACUCAAAGUGUAUAGAAUGAAAGCCAUUCGCUCAGCGGACAGCUGAAUAUUUUUCUCAUCGUGUUUAAUCAAAAUUGAAGUGAACUGCAGCAGAAGCAAAAAAAGUGUGUUCAAUAACCAGUAGGUGCGCCUUGAAGUUUGAGAGAAAAUGCCUGCUAAAGAACGAAAUAUUGCCAUGAUGGGUUACCGAUCCGUAGGAAAAUCGUCGCUCAGUAUUCAGUUUGUGGAAGGGCAGUUUGUGGACUCGUACGAUCCGACAAUCGAAAACACAUUCACCAAAAUAACCCGUGUCAAUUCAACCGACUACGAGGUGAAACUGGUGGACACUGCCGGUCAGGAUGAGUAUAGCAUAUUCCCCGCCCAGUACAGUAUGGACUUCCACGGAUACGUACUGGUGUAUUCGAUCACCAGCCAUAAGUCGUUUGAGGUGAUUCAGAUCAUCUACGAAAAGUUACUUGAUGUAAUGGGAAAGGCCUAUGUUCCAGUCGUACUAGUAGGGAAUAAGACGGAUCUGCAUCAAGAGCGCGCCGUCACGACGGAUGAGGGUAGAAAGCUAGCAGAAUCCUGGAAGGCACAGUUUCUGGAGACGUCUGCUAAGCAAAAUGAGUCCGUGGCAGACAUAUUCCACCUGUUACUACAGCAAAUCGAGCGGGACAACGGAAACACCAGUGAGAAGAGCAGUUGCACAAUCUCCUGAACAGCCUGUGGUCGAGUAAUGAGACCAAUUAUCAUCCCACUUGUUUUCCCACAUCACCACAUUCGCGAUUGUUGAACGUAGUCGUCGCCAUUCGUCACCUACUGCAUUCCUCCAGUUCUGCGCACUACGUACUACAUUUACUAGCAGCAACAGCAGACGGCACACCACUUCUGUAGUUGUUGUCUGUUUUAAGCAAUGUUUUCAGUAUUUGAGUUUCAAAAAAAGUACUGGAGGUAUCAGAAGGUUCCGACUCAAGGGCAAUGCGAGGAGAAUAAGAGAUGACACUAUUGGAAUCUAGAAGCGCAUAAGCAUGAACCGGACUGUUUCCAGCCAGGUUUUACCUUAAUCACACACACACACAAACAAAACACAACGUUUCACGAUAUCAUUGAAGAGUGGCAGAUAGGCAGGCAAUAAUUUCGGGAACGGCAUUAGAGCGAGUAUAGUUUUAUAUCAUAUUUUAUCUGUCGGAGCAGCGUGCAACGCAGUGAGUGUAUGUAUAAGGAUAUUGUAAAAAUAUGAAAUUAUAUUUUAAAAUCAACUUUAGUUUUUUGAAUAAAGGAUGCAUAGGGGUAAAUUGCGACUGUAGGAAGCGAGAACUUUGAAUGGUAAAAAAGGUAUCCACCAUAUAAAUGGGUAAAACAAAUGUUACACAUAGAUAGGAAGAUGUCACUGAACAUACGAGUCGAGUACGGACAAAGUUGAAAUUUUCCUCCGUUAAUUGUUUGAACCGCUUUGUUCAAUGUAUCUUCACUCAGAACAAGUGGCACAGAUGGGUCGAGAAUGUGGUUCUACGCUCACUGUAACACUAGCAACUAAUAACAAAAUAUACUUUAGUGGUAAAAAGCCGAUGAAUAGUUAACUGUAAAACCACACCGACCUGGUAAGAUCAGCACGCUAUAAAAUCGCGAUCGAAUCCACUUUAAAGACUUACUUUCGGAAAUUCGAACUCUGAUUACUCCCUCACCAGAGGUAGGGUAGCAAAAUUAACCGACUAUUUCUGUUAUUUUUAAAUGGUGAAACAAUAAUAUUAGAAAAUACGAUUGUUUUCGAUGUCACUAGAAAAAAGCUAAUAGAGAUAUCAACUGUAUUGUGCAGUGAUGUGUUAUGAUUCACUACUCCAGUUUAGUUAUUCGAAUAACCUUACUUACUAAUGAUACUUCAAACUUGAUUUGAAUAGAAAACGUUGAAUUGAGUCCGGUUGGGUUAGUCUUUAGAUGUGUAAUCGUGUUUCUGCGAUUAGCAAUUGAGCAUGGUGUUUGGUCUAGAGGAUACGUGCGACGUUACUGUCAGAGUUAGAGGGCGUCUGUUUGGUGUAUGAUUUGAUUAAUACAUUCGCGUUCAUUUUACAGUCACAAAUCAAAAAUGCGCCUGGUUUCUAGUAAAGCGCAAAAGGCGUCAGCCGAAAACUACUUUACACAUGUAAAUUUUAGGUUUUUUGUUAGUAAAACAACAAACGAUUAGCUGCGUAGAUUUUAGUGUGAUAUCAUAAGCCUCAUUUGUGGCGUAAAUGGUUAAACAAAUAAAAAUCGGUGGAAAGUACGACCUAUUUCAAGCCAACAA
Messenger RNA from Topomyia yanbarensis, 2390 nucleotides. RefSeq names its product GTP-binding protein Rheb homolog (gene Rheb). Gene Ontology annotation, molecular function: GTP binding; GDP binding; GTPase activity. The transcript has 6 exons. The record is from RefSeq and is a predicted model, not a curated record. Lineage: Eukaryota; Metazoa; Arthropoda; Insecta; Diptera; Culicidae. Gene Ontology annotation, cellular component: plasma membrane. The coding region runs from base 279 to 827 and encodes 182 amino acids. Gene Ontology annotation, biological process: small GTPase-mediated signal transduction.